This is a messenger RNA of Mycetomoellerius zeteki, 792 nucleotides long. RefSeq names its product extracellular serine/threonine protein CG31145-like. The coding region runs from base 69 to 533 and encodes 154 amino acids. The record is from RefSeq and is a predicted model, not a curated record. Lineage: Eukaryota; Metazoa; Arthropoda; Insecta; Hymenoptera; Formicidae. The transcript is spliced from 2 exons.
AGCGAAAGUUAUUGGAAAGAGAAAAGGUACAUAGAACGAUCAGCAAGAGACCCAAUAAAAAUACUAAAAUGAGACUAAAUGUUAGACUUAUCCGUAUUCGUGACAAGUUGGUUCUAUGUUUGAGCGCGCUCGCCAUCGUGUUCACGUUAUUGUUAGUGAUGGAUUUACAGAUGGACUUGGGCUACAGUGGCCAUCAUUUGAAUCCCAGCCAUGCUCGAGUCCGAAUCGGUGAUCCGCCGGAGACUGAUACCGUUUACAACAAUUUCCGUCGGAAAUUUCUUCAACGAGGUAACGGCAGUCGCGAACAGACUAAUAACGACGUAACGCCCAUCAUUGAAAAAUCAAAGAAAAGCGGGGUAAUGACAUUGUCAUCGAUAAAAAAGCACGAUGAUUUCUCAGAUUUGAUGGACUUGAUAGUGAACGGGUAUGCAGUAAACGUUGAUGAAGGAGUGGCAAUAAUUAGCAGAGAGGACAGGGAAUAUAAUCCGACGAUCAGAGAAUUGAGAAAGAUGACAUUGAAAACAAUGGGAUAGAUCAUAUUGACACUGAUAAAGAGGAGGAGGAGAAGGAAAGAGGCGAUGGAAGAGGAACUGUGGACCGGAUCGUUCCGCUUUGGAAGAUGCGAAGACGCAUUUCUCUCCCAGGGAAAAGCCAUUUUCUCGGCUCUCCUGCUGUGCCGCCUGUUUACUCCGCCAGCUCAUCUAUAAUUUCUAUCCUCGCUUGUUUACGGUGCGUCGUCUUGCAGCAGCGCGCGGCGUGAUGGGUCAUCCGUGUUUUUAUUUCAACUCAAUA